Molecule: messenger RNA, 18995 nt
Organism: Podarcis lilfordi (Lilford's wall lizard)
Lineage: Eukaryota; Metazoa; Chordata; Lepidosauria; Squamata; Lacertidae
Source: the annotation of a GenBank genome assembly
AAGAAAAGCUCCAGAGCAAAUGAGAAAGGUGCUCAGAGUUAAAAGCACAGGUUGCGCCUGGAAGCAGCGGAGGUACUAGGUAAGUGUGGCUCCAUUCAUUUCCAACUAGAACAUAGUUGGAUCCUGAGGGAUGUCAGCAUGCAAAAUGCAUAUGUAAAGGGUUAAUUUCAAGAGCUGUGGAACGGCCACACACUCUGUGGCAGUUGUGGCAGUUAUGGCGGUUGUGGCAGUUAUGAACCAUCCUAACUGCCAUCUGCUUCGGAGUCAGAGAUAGUCUGUAACAGUUGAAUCUAUGUGAGAUGUUUUAGCAGCUUAAGCUAUCAUCUAUCUACCUGCACUAUACAUUCAAUUUGCAACUGCAAGCGCACACAAUAAAAGUUAUCUUGUCAUUUAAAAUUUAAAAGAGAGUGUAGCUUUUAUAGGAAGGGGAAGGGAACUAAGAAAAGGGUCAAACAACCCACAAAUCUGGAGUUUAAUUCCCACAGAUAACAACCCUGGGUUGCCAGCCACAAUAUCGUAGCAGUGGUCCUGUAAGACAGACUGCGGUUUGUGGGGCAGUACCUGAAAGGACCAGCCUCCAAUGCAGAUAGCACUUGGCACCUAACAUACAUCCCUAUACAUUUCCGCAAACUGCUAUUGCUGCAUGAUGACCCCGCCACCCUUCCGCCAGCUCUCGGAAAGAUCCUUGCUUAAGGUUCCUGCUACUCACCCUCUAGGUUUCGUAGAUCUGAGGCACGCCAGAAAUACCAUAUCCAUCGACCAGCUCAGGGCUGAAAUCCAAAUCGGGUAUUGGGUCUUGCAAUGGAUGAAUGUCCCUGUUGAAUCGGGUUGUGAUUCAGGCCUGUUGUUGAAACCUGGCACAUGGCAUAGGAGGUGCUCCAGGAAGUGAUCCCUUGUGAAUCAGAUGCCGCCUGCUACUCAUCCCUUUUGGAGAUGUUGGGUCAGCAUCUCCAUUUGGAGCUAAGGGCUAUAAGAGAUGCUGUUUCCAGGAAGGCAUAAGAAGGAAAGGGGAGACUCUGCCACAGUCCUGAUGGAACGUCUCCAAAUCUUGGUCCCAGAGAGUGGUAUGUUCUACCCCUGUUGUCGGAGGCACUAAGUUGUCAGCAGAGAAGUCCUACUCAGAGUAGACACAUUGAAAUAAAUGGGUGCCAGUUAGUCAAAUCAGUUAAUUUACACCAGUCUAAGAAGGACUAACAUUGGCUAUAACCAAGUGUGUCUCUGGAUAGCAGCUGUCGUUGAGAAUUACAAGUGAGGAGUGUGCUGUGACAUUCAGGUUCACAACAGACAACCGGUUGGUCACUGUGAGAAGCGGAUGCUGGACUAGAUGAGCCCAUUGGGUCCUCCUCAGUUUCUUACAUUGUAUUUUGACUCUGAAUGUCAGAUCCUCCGGUCAUCCGCAGAGCUGCCUUGGAACUUUAGUUCCAUACUGUUUUGGUUCAAUCGAGUUGAACUUGCUUUGAGGCACUAUCAACUUUUCAUAUAUCUUAUACUUAAAUAAGAUGAUGAUGAUGAUGAUUACCAAACUCCUAUCUGCAUUCAGCCUGGGCUGAAAUGCUCUCCCCAUCACCCACAUUUAGCCACCCUAUUUGAAAAUGGCAGAAUGUGGAGCACCCUUUUGGCUAAAAUAAAUUGCCUUGGAGUUGGGGGUAUCAAUUAAUUGCUUAAGGGGAGCCUGGGUCUCCCUUUGCCCAUCCUAACUCCAAAUUUCAAAACUUUAUAUCUGUUUAGAGAAUGGAAGAAGAAACAAGGAAAGAGGAAGAGGUAGAAAUGAAAAGGGAAGAGGACCCUGCCCUCAUUGCUUUCUACACCUCCUUCAAGGACCUCUUUGAGUUCUUUUGCUUGAACACCACCAUCCAUGGCACCAUCCGGCUGGUCUGCUCGAGUCGGAACAAGAUGAAGACGGCCUUCUGGACCCUUCUCUUCCUUGCCAGCUUUGCCAUGCUGUAUUGGCAAUUUGGGCUCCUCUUCAACCAGUACUGGCAGUACCCAGUGGUCUUGUCAAUUUCUGUCAAAUCACAACAAACGAUGUUUCCUGCCAUCACCCUCUGCAACCUGAAUCCAUACAGGUACGGGUGGGGUUUUUUUUGUAUUUUCGAGGGUCUUCCUUUCGAAUAAUUGAAAAACUUCACUUGCAGGUUGAGAAGGGCUGGAGUUUAGGGGAUCACUUAUUUGUAGGGAGGGGUGAAUUUGUCAAACUCAGUUCCUCCCCUUUUCUUGGGCUCCCUGUUUUCAGUCUUUCACAACAUAGAUAGAUAGUAUUUUAUUGCUUUGACGCCUGGGACAAGCAAAAUCUAAAAUACAGUAAACGACAACAAUAACAUCCAGUCUCUCCUUUCUUGGAAAAAAUCGUAACAGCAGCUAAAUGUUAGAACUGCUACUUAGAACAAAUUUAUGAAGCAUAAAUAUGAAGCAUAUGAAAGUCUCUAGUCCAAAAAGUCUCUCCAGUUGUUUGGGAAGCUGACUGCUGCAUCUCAUAUGGGAGAUGAUGGAUGCUCGGUGUUGUCGAAGGAUAAAGGACUCAUAUUGCCUCUGACCACCCUGAUCUGGCAAGCCUAUUCUUGGCCAGAGCUACGGACCACACCUGAGCCUACCAUGCCUCCAUUGACAGGCAUGUCUUUCUCCUGUUGUAAAAGUAAAUGGAGCAAUACAUAGGAGAGACACACUUCAAGUUUUCUUAAGGUUCUGUGUUUCUCCUUCAGGGUUUCCUGGAGUGGCCUCUUUGAUCAGACUGUCCCUGCUGAUAUUCAGAGCCCUUUGUCAUUUCUCUCAUUUCCCCAGGGUCAAUCUAGUCAGCAAAAAUAUGGCCGAGCUUGAUAAUCUGGCCAGGGAAACCCUACACAACCUAUACCCCUUCAGCAUCCCGGCAAGCACUCUGGAAGACAACUCCAGCGUCAGUCUGGAGAACUGGACAAACAGUGAGGUCAACAGCUCCAGCUUCAAGCUAGAUGACAGCAUCGCUCUAGUGAGAAUGGGCGGCGGCAAAGUGGGCUUCCGGCUGGUAAGUUGAACGGGGAUUUCAAUGGCCAUUUUCAGUGGCCACCUGCCAUUGACAAUUGGUCUUCCUGAAUUGGUUGCAGGCUGAGCCCAGCCACUCAGGGAUCACAGAAUGACAGGGAGGCUAUCAUGACCCUGUUGUUGUUGUUGUUGUUGUUGUUGUUGUUGUUGUUACAAUUUCUCAAAUGCCCUUCACCCCAAGGUCCCAGGCCAACAAUUAAAACACAACAUGAAUAAUAACAUUUGGGGUGUAUGUUUUAGGACCCACCUUAUUUUGAUGGUUGCAAGCUGUUUUUGAUUGUUUUUAAUAUUGCUUUUAAUGCUGGAACCCACCCUCAGACCUUAGAGGGAAGGGCGGGUAAGAAAUAAAUUAUUAUCAUUAUCAUUAUCAUUAAGAUACAGGGGUACCUUGGUUGUCAAACUUAAUCUGUUCUUGGACUCCAUUUGACUCCUGGAACCAUUGGAAACCAAAGUGCAGUUUCCUGCACUCAAUCAGAAGCUGCGGAAGCAGCGUCAGACAUUCGACUUCCAAAAAGCCUUCGCAAACUGGAACACUCACUUCUGGGUUUGCGGUGUUCAGGAGCUGAUUAGUUUGGGAGCCAAGCUGUUCGAGAACCAAGGUACCACUGUACAUUGAUAUACAGUGGUACCUCGGGUUAAGUACUUAAUUCGUUCCGGAGGUCCGUUCUUAACCUGAAGCACCACUUUAGCUAAUUCACCAAAAGCUGUAUAUUGAAGAUACCAGAUGCACCUCUGUGAAGAAGGAGUUCCACAGCACAGGCGCUGCCACAGGGAAGGCCCUCUCUCAGGCCAGCGCUUAACACACUGCGCCUCUGAGGUCAUGGUGGCUGUGUGGUCAGAGGCAGUAUGCUGGAGAGGAGCAGCUGGAGAGGAGAAUUGGCUUCCUGUUCUGCUUUCAGGCUACCUAGAGGCAUCUGGUCAGCCACCAGGAGAAGACAGACCUUAGGCUUUGCUCCGCAGAGCUCCCUCUUCUGCUCUCUCUCUCUCCAGUUUCUUGAUCACUGCACAAUUGUUUCCUCGGAGCUGAACCUCUCACUCCCCUAAUUCUCUUCUUUCCUCAGUGUAACCAAACGGGCGGAGACUGCUACACCAAGAUUUACUCCUCCGGGGUCGACGCUUUCCAGGAAUGGUACAGUUUCCACUACAUGAACAUCAUGUCCCAGAUCCCACCCAUCAUUGACAUCUCCAAGGACGACGACCACAUCAACAACCUGGUCUACGCUUGCCAGUACGACGGAUUGCCUUGCAAAGCUAGGUAACUCACACAGCCACCCAGCCUGUUGGCCUGCUCAGUUGUAGAACCAUAGCAUCUGAGAAUCAUUCCAGAGAGGGAGUUCACAGGCAGCCGCUGGUGGUCGUCGAUGGAAGCAUUGCUCCUGCAAAAGAAGAAUGUAGGGUUGCAUCCAAUGCUCAGACUAGACCCAUUGAAAUGACUGAAAUUCAGUCAUGCCUAGGGCAGUUGCUAGGAAUUUGUCUCCUGGUCCCCCAAGUCCUUGUCCAACACUCUUAACCACUAGACCACACUAGUUCUUAUUUUUCCUUUGAGGAGCUCUAGGCAGUGCGGGUGCCCCUCUCCACAUUAUCCUCACAACAACCCUGCGAGGCAGCUUCCUGGCCAGGUUUUGAGCUCUCCUCUCCCAAGGUCCAACCACUGCAGAGCACAUGCACCCUUCACAGAUAGGGGAGUUGCUCCCUUCCCCUCUAUCCCAUCGACUGCCCUUUCUGCAGACCUUUGUUUCCAGCUCCUUUCUGCGGAACCGCCCUACAGUAUUCCAAGGGCAGCCCCGCCCUGACCUCCCGAGCCACCCUGCCUAUUUCUAUUCCCAGAUCCCUCACAGAGAGGAGCUGGUUCGUUCAGGCGCACAAGAGGGCGUUGGCGGCUCUUCUCCUUUCGGGAUAAUUUCAGGCUGCGGAUGGGGAAGUUCCCUAGAAUUGCCACAGACUCUCCCUGUCUCUCUCGAGGUGAAGGGCAGGUUGGCACUGGGUCCUCCCCGGCUUCUGUUUGCAUACGGCGCAGCAAGGAGAACAAUCUGAUAAAGCCAGAGCAAACCUGCCCACACCCAGUGAAAUGCUGCCUGUCUCAGGAGACAUGCAGCAGCAGCAUUGUCCUCAGGGGCAUUGCAGGUACUUUGCAAAAGGAGCAGGGCAGGAAGUGCGAGAGAGGCGGAGGGUGGAGAGGGCAGGGAGGUGAACUCUACUGCUAUUGCCUUGGCCAAAUGGGAGAGACAGUGUGGUGCAGUGGUUAGAGUGUCGGAUUUGGGCCUGGGAAAGCAGGGUUCUGAUCCCCACUUGGCCAUGAAGUUGAGCCCAACCCCUAGAAUCUUGGAUGGCAAGCUCCCAUCAUCUUAGAUUCUAUUGGCUGUGCUGGUGUUAGUCCUGCUCAUGAUGUUCUUGGCCAUAACUGAGGGCUUAUCCACACUUAGCUUUUGCCCUGCUCUUUCCAGGCAGAGGUCCGUGCUAUAACGAUCCGUGUCCAAGAGGUUUCCAUGGGGCUUUUCCCACGAAAACCCAUUCUUUAAAGUCGAAUCGGAGCAAACAUCAAUUCGGGUUUCCCCACAGAUUGACGUUUGCUCCUACUGAGCUUUAAAGAGCUGUUUUUCAUGGGGAAAACUCUGAGGGCAGAAAAGACCCAGAGCUUUAAAUCAUGGACAGUGCCUGGAGAAAGCAGAUGAAAGGCAAGCAUGGAUAAGCCCUAACUUAGGUUUGCUCCUUUCAUCGGGCCUGUUCUGAGUUGAAUUGAGUUGGAAGCAACCCUCUCUUCUCAAAGUGGCCAACAAGCAGGACCAGAGCACGAAAGCAACUCUCCCCUCCUGCAGUUCCCAGCCACUGGUAUUCAGUGGCAGCUGAAUAUAGUAGCUGAACCUAAAAAGCCUUGGGCGGUAGGAAGGUCUUCACCUUCUUGCACCAUAAAGUUCAUCAUGGCGCCAGAUGUCCCUCCUUGGCGAGGCAACUUCAGAAGCAGGGCACCCCAGCAAGAAAAGACCCUCUCCUUUGUGGGAGCAGAACUUCUAUGGAAGGGAUUGUCUCCACUCUUAGUCCCACUUAGAGUAAACCAACUGAAAUUAAUUCACCUCAGCCAGCCAUGCCAUUACUGUACUUUCAAUGAGUUUCCUCCAAGAGGGGCUUAGAUGGGAAAGAUCUCAAGGCGCAAGCAGGCAAUGUAAAGAAGGCAUCAGUUUUGUGGAUCAGACAGGAAGGCUGCCGGUGGCCUUACAAGACCUUUUACCUGUAAGAAGUCUCACUUCUGGAGACACCCUUCCCUUUGUACCACCUGCCAGUCCCCACGUGGCUUGGAUGUGCUGCCAUGAAUUGACUUUUAACCAUGGUGCUGUCGUGCAGCUGCCGGCUAUCCUAUUGCCUGGCCUUAUCUCUUUUCUGUACAGUACAAGGUGUGACUGUACCAGUUGUUCCCUCGAUGGAGCCAAACUGGUCCCUGCCACCACCACCCCUUGGUCUGUUGUUGAAACAAGAAGCCGGCGGAGCUAACCACAAGGGCCCAUCAAAACGCGUCGCCGAUAAUGAACCCAAGCAAACAUUUGCUUAAGCGUUAUCAGCUGGGACAAAUUGCGGGUAUUUGGCAGGCUCCUGUAAGUUUUAAGCAAACUUCCAGAGGGCAGAGCCUCUCUUGGUCUGCUGUACGAUCCGCUCUUGUCCCAAGGCAAAAUGACCUCACUCGUAAAAAUAACGGUCAGCUUUGGAAUGCAGGUGUAAUGUAGGGCCAUGUUUCAACAUCCACACCUUCGAGGUUGGAAACAUAAGGGCCAUAAAUGCCAGUUACUGGAAACCACAGGAGCUGUUCUGCUUUGGAGCUUCCCAUUGGGGCAUCUGGUUGGCCACUGUGAGAACAGGAUUCUGGACUAUGAGUCAUUGGCCUGAUCCAAAAGGCUGUUCUUAUGUUCUUUUGGUGUCAAUUGGAUUGCCUUUAUCUUAUAUUCCUUAUAUUUUAUCCCUGUCCUUAAGCACUAGCUGCCCCCACCGCCAAAUCCAAAAUACCGCUGGUGAGGGGGGAAGGAGGGUGCUUAUCAUUUGAGGCUGAUAGUAUUCAUAAAAGUCCCCCUUUCUCUGAGAUGGCUUUUGUGAUUAAAUGUUUCGGCAUAGUCACAUGGAACAAGAUGGUUAUCUCUCCAUCUCACCAUAUCCCCAGGGCUGUGAAUAGUUAAUGGGCACCCGCAGCAAAACAUUUCAGUGUGGCGUGCUCCCGUUCAGGGAUCCAGCCAGCCAUGCCCUUUCCAGGAGACUCCAUUCUGUUCCAUAUCCUUUUCAAGGACAUUGGUGAAGGAUGUAGAACCGACAUAGGCAAACUCGGCCCUCCAAAUGUUUUGGGACUACAACUCCCAUCAUCCCUAGCUAACAGGACCAAUGGUCAGAGAUGAUGGGAGUUGUAGUCCCAAAGCAUCUGGAGGGCUGAGGAACUGGAGAAUGAAGUCCAGUGAACAAACACUGGAAAGGGGACAACAACAAAAAAUGCUCAUAUUUGAUUUUGACCAUUCCCCUUUUCCUUCCUUCACUACAGUGAAACUGAGCACUUUCAUCACCCCGUCUAUGGAAGCUGUUACACUUUUAAUAAAGGCGGGACAGAUGAGUUCUGGAAAGCUUUGAAGCCUGGAAUUGUUUACGGUAAGAACGGAGAAAAAGAAUGUGCAGGCAGAUAAGUGUGACUAUUGGUCGCUUGCAAGGGUUAGGCUGUGUACAGAGCUCAUUAUGUUCCACAGACGUGUUGCUUUAAACUAUAGAGAUAAAUCUAGAUGUUCAGGCAAUGAAGAUCAGACACAGUUUGGUUCAGCUGGUGAAUCAGUCAAAGUACAUGCUGUGAACCAAGAGGGAAAAAUUAUCAGAAAUGGAAUUUUCACAGUCCAGAGGUUUCUGUGAGGGAAGGGGUAGCUGUCAGUUUGGCUGGGUGUGCAUUUGUUUUCCAGCAUACAUAACCUGCUGUUUUAUUACUGUCUUCAGAGUGUGUCGUUAGACCCAGUUAUGUCCCAAAUCAGAUCAGGGCUGUGACACUGGAAAAUGGGUGGGUUAACCCUUUCCAGUAGGGUCAUUUGCCUGAUUAAAAUAACCUUUGAAGCUGCUAUUUGCCCAGCAGAGGGACAAUAUACGGGUAUCAUAUGGGCACCUUUAUGUCCCCUCCCCGCAAAAUUGCUGCAAAUAGCAGAUCUGAGGAGUGGUUUUUAUCAAGAAAAUGACCCAGGUAUAAAAGCUUAACCUCUCUCCCAUAAUGUGCUGUUCCUAAGGGGAAAGGUCAGGGAGGGAAUGCGGGCAGGGUCAAACAAUAGAUGACCCUGAGGGGAGCUAAAGGAAGAGAUAUUUGUAAAACAGCAAAACUGUAUUCUGGUUUUCAUUGUUAUAGCUUUCUCAACAGAAGUGCAAUACCAAAUUUUAAGAUGGCAGGCAGGCAGGCAGGCAGGCAGGCAGACUUCAAGCUGACAGGGCCUAGUUUGAUUUUUGCUGCCAGGGCAAGGUACACCCAAUGGAUCUAGGCCCAGAAUGGCAGCUCAGGGGGGCAGAAUGAGGAGAAGGUGGGGUCACCCUAUAACAUACUAAGAGCCUUCUGGAUCAGGCCAGUGGCCCAUCUAACUGUGGAGGCAGAGCAUAGCCAUCGUGGCUAAUAACUGUUGAUAGUCUUUUCCUCCACGAAUCUCUCCAGUCUUUUGAUACCAUCCAAGUUGGUGCCUAUCACUCUUUCAACGAUUUCCAUAGUUUAACUGUGGAUCACCCUGUAGGAUAAGCUGAAUAUACGAAGGCAACUGAGCUAUCAUAAAUCGAGGAUUUUAGUACUUUAAAACAAUACACAAUACCAACUGUAAAACAAUUCAAAUGUGUGAUCUAAAGGGCAGGGCGAGAAAACACCAGCAAUUUAAAUGUGCACUGAAAUAAAUGGUCUCUGGAGCUCUUAAGCUAGUAGACAAUAUUGAGCUAGCUAGCUAGAUCAAAGGUCUGACUCUGUAUAAGGCAGCUUCUUAUGUAACUGCCUUCAGGUGUGUUGGGGAAAGCUUCCCUGUCAUCACCAAUGUAAACUUCAACUGCUAGCCCAGCGGUCUUCUGCAUAUGGAGUGCAUCAUCUUAUCCUUUGCCUCAGACGGCAAAAUGUCUUGGGCUGGCCCUGAGUCAUUCCUACACAUUAGCGAUGAUGAUAUAUGUGAGGUCUUGUGCCCAUGAGGGUGUCUCUGACAUCAUAGUGAGCAACACAGAAGCGAUUGCUCUCUCGUGUGGGCAGCUGUUGCUUCCACAGCUGCUCAUUGUUACCUCAGAGGCCAACUAUGUAGGUGGAAAUUUUGAACAGGGUUCGGCCCCCUCCCACCAUCAGAGCAAUCCUUGAGGGGCACGUGCAAUAAAAAGAGCUUUGGCCACACGCUGAUGCCAUUUCCUGUUUAGCAACUGACUGAUGUCACUUCCUGCUUGGACGGAGCUGUGCUUUGACGACGAAUCCCUCUGCUUUUUCCUCGGAGGGCCAUUGGCCCCAUCCAGCAGGUCCUUCUUACCUUCUUGUGUUUGUUUGGUGCCAGGUCUCUCCCUUAUCCUCAAAGUGGAGCAAAAGGACCACAUCCCGCUGCUGUCCACCAAGGCGGGCGUGAGGGUGAUGAUCCACAGCCACAACCAGACCGCGUUCUUAGAGCACGAGGGGUUUGAUAUUCGGCCGGGGAUUCAAACCACCAUUGGGAUCACACAGGUGAGCACCGGGGGGUCUGAAUGGGCAACAGGAAAAACCUUGGCAUGUGUCGUGUAUGGAGGAGGAAAAAACCUAAACACGUUGCAGAGUUCCCCAAAAUAGACCAGAGGCAAUUGUACUUCAUCCAACAGAGCUUUACUGCUCCGGAAGGCAAAUGAGCAUAAUGGUCACAAAUCCAAUACAUUCAGAAUUGGCACUGUCCAUAAGAAAUCCAGUUGCAGCAGACUUAACUUAAACUUAACAAGAACUUAUAAUAAGGCUGAACCAUAACACUAAGCGUACAGAACACCACACCAGAACAAAGAGAUAGAGUCAGCAUGACCUUGACAGAAAGGAUAACAGAACCAGUUUCAACCAGCUGUACUCAGCUUCUCAGAAGGAAUAACCCAAACAAGAACCUUCUGCCUGUUUCUUUCACAUAGAAAGAAACCUUCCAGAACACUCUUGACCUAAGCAGAACAGGGAAGAUCUCUACACAUCAGAUCAAUACUUUUGUACUAAGAAAUGUGGGGUGGCGGGGUGUCUGGGAGGCUUUCUGGCUGGAGGCAGAGCAGGGUAAAAGUGUUUUAAUCAGCGGUUGGGAACCUCAGGCCCGGGAGCCAAAUUCCUUCUGAUCUGGCCCUUGGCACUCUCUUCCCAGGCCACACACCCCUCACCCUGAUUCACAUCCCUGCUUUUACCUGGCUAAAUGCACCCUUGAACUCUGGUAGUGUCUCUUACCUGCCUGGAUGGCACAUAGAGUGGGGUUUGUGUAAAUGUGUAUAUAAACUAGCAAAAGUAAACCUUACAUCCCAUGCCACGCCCCCUAUUAGCUUUGUCCCCGCCCCCAGAAGUUUGCCCAGAAUGAAUGCAGCUGUCGCUCUGAAAAAAGGUCCUCUCCUCCCCAUCCCUGAUGUUUUGAACUGGCAUUCCAAAUGGGUUUUUUGUUGCAAUCCCAAUUUGGGGGAAUGUCAAAAUGUUUGGGCUCUCCGAGUUCCACCCCACCAAACCUGCUAGGCACCAGCCACCACCAGACAGUUGACUUUCAAUAACUGGCGACAGGCAAUUGCAAGGGCCUCCUGUGGGGCUGAUGUUGCUUUAGUGGUGGAGAGGGGAGAGAUUCUUCCAGGUUUAGCUUCUUUAUGUUGAAUUGUUUCUGGCCUGUAUGCUAAACUCCAAGUGAUAUGCUCUUUCCUCCCUCCAACUACGCAGGACGAGGUAACUCGCUUAGGCGGAAAUUAUGGCACAUGUACAAAGGACGGCGAUGAUGUAGCUGUCAAGCUCAUAUACAACAGCACAUACACGCAGCAGGUACAGCUGAAACAGAGCCUUUGUUUUCCCACUUUAUUCGUUUCUGCCUUCUUAAGAUCCUGCCCCUUCUCAUGUGUUGGAUCACUCAGAUAAUUAGAACAACCAAAGAUCUGCCUAGUUAAUUCAAAUCAGGGUGUGAAAUUCAGGCUAAGGAAGAGAGGGGAGAAAUUUGAUUCUGGUUUCGAUCUUAAGGCAAACCUACCUAGUUUUUUUGCAGUUUUUGAACUGACGAGGUAAGCUGAAAAAGCAAGCAUCCUUCAGAAUUUGCCCCAUUCCAAAUUGUGCAGUGCAAUUCUCCAGCCAAGUAAUGUGUGCAAAGAUGUGUGUACAGAGGCAAAGUUUCCAUAAGCACGCAUGUGUUGUUGCAAAUACCAAGCAAGCAUGCAUUCUGUUGGAGGGAAUUGCUUUGCAAUGGUGGGUUUGGCUCUUCUCCUUCACCGUGGGUGGCAGAAUCAAUUGGGAUAGCCCUUCCCAUUAAAUUAACACCUAUCUACCCCACUAGUGGAUCUGAAGCAAAAGGCACCAGAGAAAUUUAACUUACAGCACUUUCUGUUUUGUUCUGUCUCCCCACCCCAUUUCACUCCCCACCCCAUUUCACUGCCCCCACAGGCUUGCUUGCAUUCAUGUUUCCAGAGGAAAAUGAUUGAAGACUGUGGUUGUGGGUACUAUUACUACCCACUGCCUCCAGGAACGGAGUACUGCAACUAUAACAAGCAUCGUAAUUGGGGUAAGGAGAAGCCACACACACACGUGGUUAAAUGUGUUCAGAAUGACUUGAUCUGGCCAAUGGCAAAGAGUCUAUAUGUAGCCUGGCCAGCUGUUCCCCCAUGACAGCCAAUGUGGUGCCUGCAAACGUUGCUAGACUCCAGCUCCCAUCAUUCUUGUACAUUGGCCACAUUGGCUGGGGCUGAUGGGAGUUCCAACAAAAUUGGGGGGGCACUAUGUUGGCUACCUCCUGGCAUACUGAACUAGAGUGGAUGCUUAUACAACAAGACAGACAGAGAGAGAGAGAACACCAAAGAGGACACAUAAUGUGAAUACUUUGUAUGAGCCGACUCAGGGGUAGGGAAUCUCAGGCCCAGGGUCUAGAUGUGGCCUUUCACAGUCUGGUCCUUGGGAUUCUCCCUACAUCAUUCAAGCAAAGCAUGUUCAGUUAGGAGAAGGAAAUGCUGAUCAAACUGUAUUCAGUUGAAAACAGGAAGUGACAGCCAAACUGCUAAAUUGGAAACAGGAAGUGCUAAUGAAAGUGGGUUCAAUUUGAAGCAGGAAGUACCACUCAAACUAAGUUCAGCUGCAAACAGGAAAUGUUGAUCAGACCAUGUUGGGGGUUGGUUUGGACAAGGACCCUUCAUGAUGGCAGAACAGGGCUGUCCUCAAUUAUUUGCCUGUGGCAGCUGUAUCCUAUUGAACUUGUUCCUCUUAUUUUUCCCCUCCUGUAGGUCAUUGCUUCUAUCUCCUGUACAAUCGCAUGUACAAUCAGGAUGCCACUCAUACUGAAUCCUGUUUUGACAAAUGCCACAGACCAUGCAAGUGAGUAGCAAAGGCAUUUGACGCAUUCGAAUGGUAGCAGGGUCAAGCUUAGCAUGGACCAGAUAUGUGCCUUUUCAUUGACUGGCCCACUGGAUAUCUACCUCCUCUCCUCAUUCUUUUUUGAGCCAUACAUGCAGGUCCCACUAUUGGUCUGCUUGUUAUGCGAAGAUUCACUUAUCCAAACGCAAAAAAAAUUGCCCAAUCCUUGCUAUAUGCUCAGCUGAUUCAGAUAUCUAAACAGCCAGAGUCUGCCCACUUCCAUACUUGUUUAUGCUUUGCUGGUCAGCGGCAACCAUUUUCAGGCAGAAACCAUGGAGAAAAGGAAUGAGGAGAGAGAUUGGAUAAAUCAGGGCAGAGCAGGAGAGUUCGAACAAACCAGUUUUUCCUUUGUCUCUCCCUUGCUGGUUGGCUGCAGCAAUUUAAGGAAGAAACCAUGGUGGGAGGGGGGAGGAAAAUCAUGGAUCAGAAAUGUUCACAUAGGAAAUAAUGGAAACCGUCAUCUUGUUAGCUGAAUGGUCGCCUAACGAACAAUUUCCAGGGAACACGUUGUGUUCAGUAAGUGCGACCUGCAUGUAGAUCACCCUAGGAUGCAUACGGGUAUCCAGGCAUUACAGCCUUUUCAGGCUAGUGGACACUUUGGGAAUGUUGAGAACGUACUGUGGGUUCCAGUCACCAACUGGCUGCCAUGGGGGUGUGACAUGACAUAAAAUGGCCGCCACAUCUCAAAGUAUAGAAAAGGAGACGGGACCAUAAAAUGUUCACUGUAGAUUUUGUUCUGAUGCAGCAGGGUUCCUCGUAACCUUUUUACAUUCUUGUCUUCUUGGCAGAGAGACUUGGUACAAACUUUCAGCAGGAUAUGCAAAGUGGCCCUCAAACAAAUCUAAGGUAAAGUAUAACCUAUGUGGAGUUCAGAGUGGAGGAGGAUGCUAAAUUUUCAAUGUUCUCCCAAGCUGGCCAAUGAUAGUCACUUACCAAUCAGGGAGCCUGCUGCAGUGAACAUGCAACCAAUCAGGGAGCCAGUCACCUAUGGUGUGUGUUCCUAAAAGGAGGAGAAUUUAACUGUUUCUUCUGCCUCCUUAAACAUCUGAUAGGGUGCAACAGGUCCUCCAUAGUGAUGUCAAAUUCCCUUUUUUUUAAAAAUGAGAGCAAAGAAAAUAUAUUAAGCAUAUUGAUGAAACUUCUAAGUGCAAACAAAAAAGUUUUGAAUGUUCAAUAUAUUUUUAAAAACUUGAUAGUCGCAUUACUUCAGCCUUGCUUGUAUGUAUCGGUUUUUAUUAUUACAAUUUGCCAACUACUCUACUGCACAGUGCUUCCCUGCCUUUAACAGCAGCUUGACCCAAAGGCCUUCAUAGGUGGUCAUUUUUAUCCCAAUGGCAUGUUAAGCUCCUCUGCAAAGCAAGCUUCCGUUACGAACCCAAGAGCAAGCCUGGCUGAUAUUUUGGACAGCUGGCAGCUCCCCUAUGCCAUCCCUGGCACAAUGCCACUUGAACCAUCUGCUGCGUCUGCUUCCAGAUUUUGAACCCUGUUCCUGUGUCUUCCUUUUUAGACAUGGAUUCACAAAGCUUUGGAAGCCCAGAACAGAUACAAUGUCACCGGCGACAGGUUAGUCACGUUGUUUUUUCUACUGGGGGGUGCUGCUGCUGCUGCUGUCAAGUCCUUCUCUUUCACCAUAAAUGCAAGAUUAUUUGGCAACUGUCUUCAGAACUGGCAUCUAUGGUGAAGUGCUAAAUUUUGAAGAGUAGGAGCUGUAGCCUCAAGGAAAGUCCACUUACAUGGCAUUAUACCAAGUUUAUUUUGUUCAGUCCAACUGUAGUCCUGUGCAUAGUUAGAUGGGGAGGGUGAACUGUGGCAUUCACUGGUCCUUGCUUCUGACUGUACCAGUUCAGUUUGCAUUUUAACAAAAGGUCCUCAACCAUCUGGAGCAAAGGAACACACAGAGUGAGGUUGUUUGGUCCACCUAACUCAGUGCUGCCUACACUGACUGGCAGUGUCUCUCCGCAAUUUUGUCAAAAGUUCCCGCAAUCAAAUUUACACUGGACAGUUAUCUUGGAGUGGAUGUUUUGGGUAAUUGUUUAUACAUAGCUGACAGAUGGAGAAUUUGAAGUUCUCUUUUUUCCUCCUCCUCCUCUUGCUUUUUUCUUCCCCCUUUUCUUAUUUCUUUUCUUCAUUUUGGUUUGUUUUUAUUUAGAUUAUGGGUUUUUUUUAUAAAAAAAACUUUGAUAAAAUGAUCCUGUGUAUUUGAUAUUAACCUUCAUGUAUUUUCUUUCAAACUGUAAUAAAAUGUAUUGGGGGGGGGGACGGACAAAUUUACACUGGACUAACUUGAUCUCGACACUCUCUUUCCUCAGUUUCAGAAAAGAUAUUGCCAAGGUGAACAUUUACUACGAGCGACUAAACUACAAUUCUUGGGAUGAAUCUCCUGAAUAUACAGUAAGUUGAAGUUGUGUGUUUAUUCGGCCCACAUUAACUUCAGUUAGUCAUGUUCAUUCACUUGAAAUGGGUUUACUCUGAGUAUAGCUAAGUGACUGCUACCAAGUAUCUACUCAGAAGUAAGUCCUCUUGAAUUCAUUGGGGCAUACUCCCAGGUAAGUGGGGUUCGGAUCACCACCUUCCUCAUGAGUUAAUUACCACUGGUUUCCAUGGCAAGCAACUGCAGCUAACAAUAGGCACCCAUAGUAUUCAUGCUUACCUGGAAGUAAGUCCCAUUGAACCCAAUUACUGUGCUAGUGAACAAGCAUGCAGAGAAUUAUGCUGUCAACUUGGAUCCAACCCAACUUAAACAGCAGUUUGAAACAACUAUUACCAAAGAAAGGAAUUCAUUUCUAUUUGCAUCUUGUUCUUCAGCUAAACAAAUUCUCCCGGAGCACCUUAGAAUGAUCAGGAAUCAGACGCCACUCCCCUGUCUUAGAAUCUAAAAAUUACAACAGAAGGGGAAAUGAGAUUAGGAGGGAGGAGAGAAAAAACACACAUAAUGUUCUUAGCCUUUAUAAGUUCUUUGAAACUGAUAGCAGAGGCCACAUAAUGUUGCCCUUCCGCAAACAAAUCCGUAAGGAAGACAAGCAGCAAUUACAAAUGAAAUAAAACUAGGAACAGAAAGAAAGGACAACUCCGCAGGUAAACGAAGAUAUUUGCGGAAGAGAAACACAUUCUAUCCAUCUAAGUCAUACUCAGAGUAGAUGCACAAAAAUUAAUGGCCAUGACUAAGUUAGAUCCAUAAACUUUGAUGGGUUGACUCCAUGUGGGAAAUUACAGUAAUGUUGGCUGCAACAUAUAGAGUCUAACAUGGGGCUGGGGCAGCUAAAGUCCAGGGGCCAAGUGUGGCCCCCCAGGCCUCUCCAUCUGGCCCCAGGAACUCUUCCCAGGCCACUCCCUUCCCCAGCCCUACUUUACACUCUCCCCAAGUGCUUUGGCCUGGGUGGACUGUGUCCUUGAACUCUGAUCCCGUCUUUUGCUUUCCUGGAAGGAGGAUUGAGGGAGGUUCCGGUGUGUGUGUAGAAACUAGUCUACAGUGGUACCUCAGGUUAAGUACUUAAUUCGUUCCGGAGGUCCGUACUUAACCUGAAACAGUUCUUAACCUGAAGCACCACUUUGGCUAAUGGGGCCUCCUGCUGCCGCUGCACGAUUUCUGUUCUCAUCCUGAAGCAAUGUUCUUAACCCGAGGUACUAUUUCUGGGUUAGCGGAGUCUGUAACCUGAAGCGUAUGUAACCUGAAGCGUAUGUAACCCGAGGUACCACUGUACUUGUACAAAGAGUAAAAUUGACGUUUGUUGCUACACCCAUUUAUGCCUCUGGUCCUCCCACCACUGGCAUGCGGCUCCCCAGAAGGCUAUGUGGCCCUCACUCUGCAAAGGACUCCCCGCCUCUGGUCUAAUCAGAUGUCUAAUCUAUGUUUUCCCUAGGAAUCCCAGAUGAUGUCCAACAUGGGAAGCAACUGGAGUCUCUGGUUUGGGUCAUCGGUGUUGUCAGUGGUGGAGCUGCUGGAGUUCCUCGUGGAUGCCGCCAUCUUGUCUCUCAUCUUCCUCUACCGUCAGUUCACGGCCAAGAGGACACAUAAGGUGUCUCGACCCCCCAACAUCCCGAGCAUAAGCUUGACUUUGGAGAAGUACCGCUAUGUGGAGGAAGGCCUGGCCAGCACCCAGGAUGUGACAAAACCUUACGCCAGUGAUGGCACUGGCACCCCAUGCCAAGACACAAAAUAUAGCACAUACCAGAUGCCUGAGCUCUACCCAAGUGUGGUGCUGAAUGGAUUCAAGCGCCGGAAAGAGCAUAGCGUAGAUAUGCACCUCAACAGCUAAUGGCGUCCAAAGAGAAUGGAUCUUGGAGAACUCCAAACCUACCUUCAUACCUUUGAAGAAGAGCUGCUUUUGUGGGGAAUUGUGGCCAGUACAGUUGUGACUGCUGACCCAGAAAUGCUGGCUCAGAAGUGCUGGACUGAUGGGGCCCAGCCUCCAACAGGAGACUGAGCCUGUGACUUUUCUCUUCUGAACCUCCUCGGACAGUUCUGUGGCAAACAAGAUGGAGCCCAGGGAAGCGAGGUUUUCCACCCCGGGACUUGGGAUCAGAUUUGCAACGCGUUCCGUUAAUGAGGGAGGUGUCCGAACGAAGCCUCACCCAGGCAAACAGUGACGAUUACAUUCUGACUGGUUCCUUGAUUGACUUGAAGACCCCCUUUCCCCCCUCAUGUUAUUUGUUCUGCGGUAUUCUUUUCAGAGAUGACUGACCUGUGGCCUCCUUAUGAGAGAAGCCUAUUUUUUUUAUUUUCGUUUUUUCAUCUAAGGGAAGAGGAAAGCCAGAGAGUGACUGGCGGUUAUCCAGUUCCCUAUAAAAAGCCACAACCGUAGCUUCCCGCUGAAGCUCUCCUGAGGGAACCAGAUUCAACUGGGCAUCCCUGGGCAAAGAGGCUGGACCGUCAACAUUUCACAGGUGUCUCCGAGUUAAAUGUUAAACAGCCCACACAUUAAAAAAUGUGUCUAGCGAACAUUUAUGAGGCUAUGUUCUCUUCCGUCUGUGUUAACAGUGCCUCUGGCAUCCCAGAGGGAUGCAAUGAAUACUUGACCAUGCUGAUUGUAAUGCCCACGGUACCUCUUCUGUUUGACAGGUAGUUCUUUCCUGUUUGAACUCUGAAAUCCGUGGCAAGGAACGUGUUUUUAAUUAUGAUUGCGUGCUGCCUCUGUUAAAAUGUGAAGUUCAGGGUUUAUAAGCUGAGUUCUCGAACGAGAAGAAGAAAAACAGUAGCUUGCAUGGAGCAGGAUAGGUGCCCAAGAACCCCCAGUGUCUAGCCUAGCAACUGCCUGUACUCAGGUUACAGCGCCCCCUUCGGGUGGCAAAGGAACAACACUAUGCAAAGUCAGCUCUUUUGAGUGGCUGGCAGUGCGACAGCUUCUGAUUGGCCGUUCUUCACUCAGGAAAUUAGUUACAGGGCACUUUUAAAUAUUACAUUUUACUGGCAAAUUUGGAAGCCAAUAUCAACUUUUCAAAUGGAUUUCUUUACCUAUUGCCCCUCUUCAGACCUCAAAAUCCAACCAUGUCCAUAAUGGCUGCUGUUCUUUUUAAAGUAAACGGAUAUAUACUUGCAAGCACAUUGAACUUUUGCUUUACACAAAAUGUGCCAGAUUUCUCCUUUGCAUAAUGGUUUCCUGAUUUAAAAAAAAGAGAAAUGUUCCAACUGUAUUCAGAAGAUUGCUUUGUCAUUAUGGACAUCCUGAAAUCCUGAACUAUAAAAUAUUUAGUUUUAUAUAGCAAAUAGAUGUCUGCAUGUACCAGAAAGCUUUAUUGAUGAUCACCAGAGCUCAGGGCUGUACCACACUUUAUGCAUUCAGGGGUCAUUCAGUCAUCCCUGUUCAUCACUUGAAGUUUGCCAUGCCAAGUGGCAAAUUACCUGCCUGAGCCUUUCUGAGACUGCACGCCCACAGAGCAAUCUGAGCUGGGGGUCACCGCUAUGCCUGUGUUAGUCCUCAAAUGAUAAACAUGUCUCUCUGAAUAAGUCCAAGUAGCAUUGUUUCAGCAAGGGGGAGUUGGAAUCUAUCCCCACACUGUUGGGAUCACUGUGGGUCCAACUAAGCCCCGUGCAGAGAAGACCCAUUGAAUUUAAUGAAUCUAAAUUAGUCAUGUCCAUUAACCUCAGUAGUAUGGCUAGUGUUGGAUAGAAUCCUGUAGAUAUCUAUCUAUCUAUUAUUUUCUAUGAAUGAAAUAUGUACUGUAUAUCCAUCUGCCUUGCUGUUGAAUUCUAUGAUGGUUGGAUGCAGAUGCAUUUUGAAGGAGAAUAUUUGACUGUAAUUUAUUUUGAGUGUGUGCAUGUAUGAGAGGGAGAGGGGGGCAGAAUUAUGGAAAGUGACCUCUUUUUGUGGCUUUAACUUAAUAAUUUAUUGUGCUCCUAUUUUGUCCUCACCCCCUACCCCUUUGCCUUCUUGAAGGUUAAAAAGAGCAAAACUAUGCAAUCCGCACUGGUUGUUUUGUAAUCUUUCUGUAAUAAAAUGCUGCAGGUGUCUUUUCA